Molecule: messenger RNA, 1871 nt
Organism: Opisthorchis viverrini
Lineage: Eukaryota; Metazoa; Platyhelminthes; Trematoda; Opisthorchiida; Opisthorchiidae
Exons: 8
Coding region: 1-1440 (479 amino acids)
Biological process (GO): acetate metabolic process
Cellular component (GO): mitochondrion
Molecular function (GO): acetate CoA-transferase activity
Source: RefSeq, a predicted model, not a curated record
AUGAAUAGGUUAAUCCGACUGUUGACCGUAGCUGUUAGGUCGAAAAACAUAACGCCUGUUUGUAGGCUCCGCACAGCAACGACAGACAAGGUUGACCUAGAGCACACGGAGCCAUUUUGUCCAGUUCCUGGAGUUGUACCACAAUGGUCUACCCCAGAAGCUGCAUUUACCGACCUGAAAGAUGGUAGAGACAAGCUUUUCGUACAAGGUGGAGCGUCAACACCAACCAUACUUUUGGAAUGCCUCUACAAACAUGUUGUUGAGAACAAGUUGAAGAAUAUUGAACUCUAUCACCUUUUCACAUUGGGGCCAUAUCCUUUUUGCGAACCCGAGGCUAAAGACCGCUUUAGCUCAAGAUCGCUCUUUGUCGGUCAUAAUUGCAGGGAAGCUGUCAAUUCUGGUAUCGCAGAUUUCUACCCCAUUUUCUUGAGCGAAGUCCCACAUCUCUUCCGACGGAGGGUUAUCAACUUUGACUGGGCCCUUGUCAGCAUUUCACCACCAGGAAAGCAUGGUUAUUGUUCUCUCGGUGCCUCUGUCGAUAUAACUCGAUCAGCGAUCCAGAACGCGAAGAAGAUCAUUGGCCAAGUUAACCCAAACGUUCCGGUCACCCGUGGUGAUGCUAAUAUUCACUCAAGUCACCUCGAUGUCCUAAUAUAUGGUACAAUGCCUCUGCAUACUUCGGAGCUUCGUGAGCCUUCGAUUGAAGAGAUCAGGAUAGGCCGUUUUAUCUCUGAGAACCUCGUGGAUGAUGGGGCCACACUCGAGGCAGGUAUUGGGAAUAUCCCACAAUCUGUCUUCAGACAACUCGGGAACCACAGACAUUUGGGGGUCCAUACGGAAAUGUUUUCCGAUGCGCUCGUAGACCUUGUAUCUUUGGGUGCUGUAACGAACGCGCAUAAAACACAGCGUCCCGGGAAGAUCGUUGCCAGUUUCGUCAUGGGGACUCGAAAGGUCUUUGAUUUCAUCGACAACAACCCAUUGGUUGACAUGUGUGAUAUUGAAUGGCUUGGACGACCGGAGACGAUUGCUCAGAAUCCCAAACCUACUUGCAUUAACACCUGUCUGGCGAUCGACCUCACAGGGCAGGUGGCUGCCGACUCUUUGGGCAACUCUAUCUUUUCUGGCGUCGGAGGCUUGGUCGAUUUCAUCCGCGGUGCGGCGAUAAGCUUGGACGGGAAGGGCAAGCCAAUCCUUGGACUGACCUCAAGAACGCCGACAGGGCGACCAAAGAUCGUCCCUGUUCUCGAGCGCGGUACGGGAGUAGUGCUCACACGAGCUCAUGUACAUUACGUUGUAACCGAAUACGGGAUCGCUUACCUAUUUGGCCGAAAUCUACGUCAACGUGCUUACGCCCUUAUUCAGGUGGCACAUCCAGAUGACCGUGAAGCCUUGGAGAAGGCCGCGUACGAAUCCCUCAAGGUGAUGCCGUCUCCGGACUAGUUCGAGUGAUGACGUAUUUCUAGAGUUACUUACAUCGCUGGUCUGGCCGACCUCUCCUAUGGCACACGUGUAUUUCGUCAUUCGAUGAAACCGUACUUGUGAAAUUUAGAUGGUAUUCCCUUUUCCUUUUCACUGUUGCUCUAUUUCUGGUGUGGGCCUGGCAAUCUGCGACGUGGCUACAACCAGUGACUCACAUAAAAUCACUACGAACGGAAAUUUGUCGAAACAAACACGGCAACAGCCGAGUGAAACUGUACCACUGAAGGCAUUAUUUUCAGUCCCUGUCUGCCUGAAGGUAUCAUUUUUGAUUGUUUCAAAAUUGACCAAUGGUCAUUGUGCAAAAAUGCUUUCAUACACUUCUAACUUUCAUACCCUUGUUGGUGAUUUAGUGUGAACCAUUCAGUUCCAUUCCGAACCAGUGGCGAUUGUUG